Molecule: messenger RNA, 1706 nt
Organism: Agrilus planipennis (emerald ash borer)
Lineage: Eukaryota; Metazoa; Arthropoda; Insecta; Coleoptera; Buprestidae
Product: alpha-N-acetylgalactosaminidase
Exons: 7
Coding region: 314-1660 (448 amino acids)
Biological process (GO): oligosaccharide metabolic process; glycoside catabolic process; glycosylceramide catabolic process
Cellular component (GO): cytoplasm
Molecular function (GO): alpha-galactosidase activity
Source: RefSeq, a predicted model, not a curated record
AGGAAGUGGUCAGCGGAGGUUCAUGAGACUCAUGGUCUUGCCUUUGAUUUCAGUCCGUUUAUACGUAAGCUCACCGGCAGCGGAAUAAGGAGCUUAAAACGGCAGACCUGAAAGCAAACAACAAACAAACGAAACAUGUUGUUAUAGAAUAACGAGAAAGCGAACCAAAAGUCUAAUUAAUAAUAAAUUAACGUACGUCGUAGCUAAUAAGACUUGCGGAGUAAAGUGUAAAUGUGUGAUUGAUAAUUACAGAUGCUGUCAUUAGUACAUCGUUUGAAUUAAUUAUUACUUAUUAUUAAAUAACAAAAUUGAAAUGUAUAAAUUAUGGUGUGCGCUAAUAAGUGUGGUUUGUUUGUUUUCAACUAAAGUCCACCUGUUGGAAAAUGGGCUUGCUAGAACUCCACCUAUGGGAUGGUUGGCAUGGGAACGGUUCCGAUGCAAUACCGAUUGCAAAAAUGACCCAGAAAAUUGUAUAAGCGAAAAUUUAUUUAGAACAAUGACUGACAUAUUAGUCGCCGAAGGAUACAGAGACGUGGGCUAUGAAUACAUUAAUGUUGAUGAUUGUUGGUUGGAAAGGGAAAGGGAUUUAAAUGGACGAUUGGUACCUGACAGAAAAAGGUUUCCGAGUGGAAUGAAGGAACUAUCGAAUUAUGUCCAUUCGAAAAACCUAAAAUUUGGUAUCUACCAGGACUUUGGCAACUACACCUGCGCAGGAUACCCAGGCAUCUUAGGGUAUCUACAGGUGGAUGCAGAUACCUUUGCAUCAUGGGACGUGGAUUACGUCAAGCUGGACGGUUGCUAUGCCCACCCAACGGAAAUGGACCGGGGCUACCCUGAAUUCGGGUACUACCUCAACAUUACUGGCCGUCCCAUGGUCUAUUCCUGCAGUUGGCCGGUUUACCAAAUAUAUGCAGGGAUGUCGCCCAACUUCAGCUCCAUAAUUCAACAUUGCAAUCUCUGGAGGAAUUUCGACGACAUACAGGAUUCGUGGGAAAGUGUGCAAAGCAUCAUUGAUUAUUAUGGAAAUAAUCAAGACAUCAUUACGCCCAACGCUGGCCCGGGACAUUGGAAUGACCCAGACAUGCUAAUUAUAGGUAAUUUCGGCCUGAGUUAUGAGCAAAGCAAAGCACAAAUGGCGAUAUGGGCCAUCCUUGCUGCACCUCUCCUCAUGUCAGUCGACCUUCGAACAAUAAGGCCUGAGUAUAAAGCAAUUUUACAAAAUAGAAAAAUCAUUGCUGUUGAUCAAGAUCCCUUAGGAAUACAAGGAAGACGGAUUUACAAGCACAAAGGCAUCGAAAUAUGGUCUAGACCAAUUGUUCCACUUUACCAAAACUAUUUUUCUUACGCCAUAGUGUUCCUUAACAGACGAACUGACGGUACACCUUCAGACGUCGCUGUUACCCUUAAAGAACUCGGUUUAGUAUCCCCAACUGGAUACCGAGUUGAAGACCUUUAUGAAGAUGUCGACUAUGGAGUGUUGACACCCCAAACAAAAAUUAAAGUCAAAGUGAAUCCAUCAGGAGUCGUAAUUUUAAGAGCAGACGUACAAACAGACUACCCCAAGAAAAUAUUUUAUCCUUCAUCAACAACCUUAAGAACCACAUAUAGGCCCUUAAAUCAAGUUUUUCGUGUAAGGGAAAAUGGUUUUUCUUUUCCUUAAUUAAGCAAUUAAGAUCGCCGACGUACCAUUGCCAUAGCCGUUGAAU